CAAUCGGUCCUUACAUUUUGGUUUAGUCGAAACACAUUGACACAAAAGUAAUUGCUAAAAUGUUAAUGCAAUCUCUGUCGUAUUUCUUUCAUCAAUAAGGUUUUGCUAGGUAGAACAACCAUAUUUGUUUAGAACGAGUCCUUGAUUUGGUCUUAGGUCACAUUGGCGUACCGUGUUAACGUACUAAAAAUGUCACAUCACAGCUACUGUAUCCGAACUAUCGUGUAUUCUAGCGCUAAAGUUAUGCACUGUUUUGCACUAUACUAGUUCAUAAAAUCAAACGAAGUAUUAUAACAUCUCAUUUGUUAACUGACAUUUAUUUAUCUUCCAGACGAUGAUCAUUUAAAAUCUGAUGGAUGAAAAUUUGGCAGAAAAUUUCUCUAAUGCAGACUUCGAUGCUAGAUUAUUCGUCUCUUAUAUCAUUGGUACUAAUAAAGUUUCAAAUGUUUUGUGUACAAUAGAUAAUCGGAUAAGAGAGUUAGCUACUUUGAUUCAUCAGCAUGUAGCUGAUAAUCACGUUGAUCUGUUUAAAAGAGCUUCUGACAUCGAUAAUUUGCACAAUGUUUUGCAGACAGUCGAAGACAAAAUACGAAACUUGUCAGUUUCCUUAUCAAAAGUUAGGAAGAAAGUAGGUGAUCCAUAUGAAACAUUAUCUACAAAUGUAACUCACUUCAAAAAUCUACAUACUACUUGUGCUGUUCUUCGUAAUAUAUCUCGAAUAGCAACACUAAUGAAGCGAAUUCAAGGUAGAUCUAAAGAUUUAUGUCAAUGUGCAGUGUAUAUGAAUGAGUUAGACUUCCUUUUUAAUAAUAUGGAAUGGGAAGGAAUCCAUGUAUUGGAAUCGUAUAAUCGUACAUUAGCUCAAGUUCGAGAAAGUAUGGUGUCACAAGCAUGGAGCUUAAUCAAUUCAUCUUAUGAGUUAUCGGAUCAAACUCAACUAGCUACCGGACUACAGGUUUUCUACCAUUUAAAUAUGUUAAUGGAUGUAAUUCAUGAACUAGUAACUAAAUGGAAAUCAGAGUUUGAUUCUGUACUAUCCUCUUCCGUUGAUAUAAAUUCAUUGACUCAACGUAUGCGAACACGUCAACAAAUACAGCAAGGAGGUACUGGUCCAGGUAGAGCUUCAUUAUCAGCAGUUGGUGGUCAAGCAGCUGCAUUUCAUGUUACUGUAUGGACUAGCUUAGAUGGAACGAUUGAUAAAAUGGAACAGCUUAUUUCUCGUAGUCGUCUACUUGGAUUAACUCUAAUGAAACAACGUGAAACACAUAUUGAUGUAUGUAUGACAAGCAUAUGUCGUUUAGAUCAAUAUGUUUCUGAAUUGUAUCCUAGUUUGGCUGAAUUGCUAAUACAUGAAAUGCUUACGAAUUGGCAAAAUACUAAAAAUUCCGAAAAAUAUUCUUCAAUAUUGUUAAUUUUUGCAUCAGCCAAUUUUAAACAAACCUUAACUUGUCAAGAAAAUAAUACUGACUUACCGUCUUCUACUGAGAAUUUAAUAUCACAUAAACAAGUCAAUGAUAAUCGUACACUUAUUCGUAAUGCAUUACUAUCAAAUGAAGGAUUCCUUGGUUGGGCAUCAGAUCAAUUUGCCAAUAAACUUUCUGUUGUUUCUAAUCAAUCACCAAUAAUUAAAGAAUUACUUGAAGGCGAAUAUCCGAAAUUAUUAAAAUUAAUACUAGAUUUAGAACGUCGUGUAACGAGUACCUUUUCAAAUGAACUUUCUAAUCAUAGUAAUUAUGAUCAGUAUACAUUAUCGCCUAUUCAUCAUCAAACUAUCUCAGAACAACUACCUUCAUGUUUGAUUCGAGCGUUGCAUCCAUUUGAAACAGCUUAUUUAUCUCGUAGUGUAUCACGUUUAUUCGAUCGGGUAACUUUGGCUUUUUCAACAUCUACAACAGCUGGACCAGAUACAAAUGAAUUGAAUGAAAUCAUACAAACAGCUGUAAAUGAAUUAGCCUAUGUUACUGUUCACCAUGAUCUUUUAUUUAAAGUUACUCGUAAUUUAGAUAAAUUACUUGCUUUAUUUGCAACUAAAACUGAAGCUUUAAUCUCCACUGGUGCUAGUGCAGUACAAUUGAUCGAUUCACAAACACCUGGACAACAGAAUAAUAUACAUUUAAUUAAUCUUCUAUGCCAAUUUGGAACAAAUUUACAAUUAACUGUUAAUAAACGAUUGAACAAUCUAUGUGGGACAACAACAACAACAACAACCAACAUUCAUCAUCAUCCUUAUGAUAAAUCAUCUACAUUUUCUAAUUCAGAAUGUUCAUCGACACUUAAAACUACCACAAUGACACCACCGAUCAAAAAUCCACUACAAUUAAUUUCUGAAUCAUCAGCAAUUCAUUUGAAUAAUUUAUGCAAUUCCAUUUUAAAUCCAUUUCUGCAAACUAUUAGUAAUAAAAUAGAUGAAUUUUUAAAUUCUAUGCAUAAUGAAUAUGAUUCAUAUCAAGAUAUUUCAGUUAAUGAAUUAAGUAGUAAGUCAAAAUAUCUACAAGAUUUACAGGAUUUUACUGCAAGAGUUCGUCAACAAUAUUUCUCUGAUCUUUCACAACCUUCAAAAUUUGUUAACACAAUACCUAAUGUAUAUAUACAGUCAGGAUGUUAUGUUUGCGGUGAAUUCGCGUUGCAAGAUGCUUUAAAACCAAUUCUUACCAUGUGUAUCAACAAUUUCAUUUGGCAUUCAACACUAAUUCGUUCUUCAAAAGAAUCAAUACGUCUUAAAUUAGCUGCUGAUUGUAAAGAAUUCGAAUUAGCUUUAAUGCCAUUAUGCUGUCCAAAGUAUGGAUAUACAUUAAGUAAACUGGUCCCAGAAUCUUAUGAACAAUUACGAGAAUUUCCUUCUGUUUUAUCUAUGGAAAAUGAACAAUUAGUUCAGAUUUAUGCGAAAGAGAAUUCAGGUGAUUCCCCGUCAAAUCGUCUACUACUCCCGAGUUUAAUUUGUCAACAUUUGUUUAGCAGAGCACCGGAUGAAAUUCGUUAUCCGCAUAUUAUUGCAGGUUGGUCUGCAACUUAUUAUGUAUCUUGGUUGAUAAAGAGGCAAAAUGAUACAGAACGUUUAGUUUUUCUACGUAAUGGUCUUUCAGCAUACGUUCAUGAGGUCCAAUUAAGGCAACAACGAGAAUAUCCACCGAUUUAUUUGCAACUGAAAGAAUUUCUAGACUACCAUAUUGGAAAAGAUCAAAAAUGAAAUGUGUAUUUCCUUUUUUAUUCUACCUAUUUUUCAUUGGGAUUUGUUGUACUUAAUUUUCAUAUCAAACACUGUGAUAAGUAUUACUUUGGUGAAAUAUAUACUUGAUUUUUGUAAAA
Messenger RNA from Schistosoma turkestanicum, 3306 nucleotides. Lineage: Eukaryota; Metazoa; Platyhelminthes; Trematoda; Strigeidida; Schistosomatidae. The record is from the annotation of a GenBank genome assembly.